This is a messenger RNA of Brettanomyces bruxellensis, 450 nucleotides long. RefSeq lists its product as uncharacterized. The transcript has a single exon. Gene Ontology annotation, molecular function: structural constituent of ribosome. Gene Ontology annotation, biological process: mitochondrial translation. The record is from RefSeq and is a predicted model, not a curated record. Bases 1 to 450 code for a protein of 149 amino acids. Lineage: Eukaryota; Fungi; Ascomycota; Pichiomycetes; Pichiales; Pichiaceae.
AUGUUAUUUGGUAUUAAAAACUUAAGAGGGGUUAUUCCGAGGAGCAAUUCAGUCUGUAGAAUUCAACAAUGUCGUCUAAAGCGUUCGAAAGCUGGCCUUUCACCUGAGGCACAGAAAGUUGUUUCUCAACUAUCGGUAUUGUCUGCAGGUAGAAAGAUGCCUCGACUAAUCAAACUAUGCAACGAGGAUUAUGUGAAACACAGGACUAUAAUGAAAGCAUGGUCAUUAGAAAGAAAGAACAAAAUCGAGCAGCAGAAAAUAACGUUAAAGAGGCAAUACGAAAGUAUGAAAAAAGCAUCUGAAGACUUGAAAUUUGCUAGUCCAAAACUUUUUACAAUAGCAAACGAGCAUGAGUAUGGUAAGAGAUUUCCAUUAGAGAUAAGAAUUCCCACAGACUAUCCUCCAAGACAGUUGUGGUACUACAAUUAUGUUCCCAGACAGAAGAAGUAG